This is a messenger RNA of Ostertagia ostertagi, 741 nucleotides long. NCBI's taxonomy places the organism in Eukaryota, Metazoa, Nematoda, Chromadorea, Rhabditida, Trichostrongylidae. The record is from the annotation of a GenBank genome assembly.
CGCGAUAGUUCUUCGCCACAUCAUUCGGGAGACGUCAAAGAAGUAGAGAAACCAGUGUCAUCCGCUCUGCCAUCAGCUUGGAAAGUCACUGUUUCUCCCACUCCUUCACCUAUUUCAUCACCACUUUUGCUGGAAGAGUCUGUGAUCUCGUCAAAGAAACGUGGUGCAGGCAGAUUCACGCCGAAGGGGGCGAAGUUCCGUGAUGCAAGCAGUCUGCUUUGCGAAACGGAACGAGGGACUCAUUUUGCACCAUGGGCUGGAGUCACGACGACUCAACAAAAACCUGAUGUGGUGCCGCUGUCGGAGAUCUUGAAGAAAGAAGCGGAAACUGUGAAGCAGUCAAAGAGUGCUACGUUACCGUCAAAACAAGAACAUGACCACGCUCAGCGUAAACGUACAUCGACAAACGUAUCUUGGACAGAGACUCUUCCAUCGUCCUCACCUGUCUCGUCUCCGCAAAAGCUUUCAUUAGCGGAAAUCAUUAAGGAAGAGGAACACCGACUCAAGAAGAAGGUAUGCAUCAGAGUACUCGUAGGAAUGUGGUUAGGCUGGACUCGUCGCGUAUCGAGACCGUUGCACUUCAUCGAGGACGAGGAGCGUGCAAUUGAAGAACUGGCACAGUUGUAUCGUGAGAAUGUCGGUGACGAGGUGCUUGUGCGAGUAGAGCGAUGCGGUAAUUUCGGUGACGUCACAUGCUCAUAUCCACCGUUGUGGGCGAAUACACCACAUUUUAGGAUCUAG